Molecule: messenger RNA, 1217 nt
Organism: Euleptes europaea (tarantolino)
Lineage: Eukaryota; Metazoa; Chordata; Lepidosauria; Squamata; Sphaerodactylidae
Gene: FBXO5
Product: F-box protein 5
Exons: 4
Coding region: 6-1211 (401 amino acids)
Biological process (GO): regulation of mitotic nuclear division; negative regulation of meiotic nuclear division
Cellular component (GO): nucleus
Molecular function (GO): protein binding
Source: RefSeq, a predicted model, not a curated record
UGAAAAUGAAGUGUGAUUUUAAUUGUAACCAUCUUCAUUGUGGACUUCCAUUGUUAAAACCAUGUGGAACGGAUAAAAGAACAGAAGAGUCUUCCGCUUCUGAUUACGAUGAAGAGUUUUGCAAAGACUGUGCCAAAGAGUACCAGAGGCUCUUGUACAGUGACCUGCACCAUGGAAGCAUCAGAAAUAUGAGUGUCAAGAGUGAAGGGAAGCUCAUACAUAACAAAGAAAAUCAACAAAUAUUGUGGGGGCCUGCUAGGAGAACAAAUGCACUGGAAAGUAGCAAAUUUACUGAGGAUAGUGGAUAUUCCUCUUUGCUGAGUAGUCCACAUGAAUCCAUUGAACAUGAUGACAGUAUGCCAUUGGCAGGGAACCUUGAGACACCAAACUGCAGUCUCAUUCAGAAUAAAAGUCAGCUGCAGUGUUCAAAAAGGAAUUUGCUUCCAGUUCUCCAUUUUGAGGAACUUGUUUGCUCAACUUUGAAAAGAACCACUAAAAGAAGUCCAAAGUCAUGGGGUACUUUGUUGGACAAAAUGGUUUCCAGGGGAAGCAUGAGUUUUAUUAAUCUAAUCGGCAGAAAAAUGGGAGUGGACGGUUUGGACAUCCUUAGUGAACUAUUCCACAGAGAAUUCAGGCACAUAUUAGCAAACAUCCUAAGACACCUCAGUGAUACAGACUUGAUAAACAUGGCUAAAGUGAGCACAACGUGGAAGAAAAUUCUACAUGAAGACAAGCGGGCUUUACAGACAUAUAACAAGGCAUUAAGAUUAAUUUCUAAUAACAGCGCGAAAUCCUCAAGAACAGCUGACACAAGGGAAUAUGUUCCUCACCGAGAAGUGUUAGCGCUUGUUCAGAAAGCAUCAGUUGUGCAAAACAGCUCUUUAAAAAACACAUCCAGACUCAAGGCUGACGUCAGUAGUUGGAGUUUUUCUCACAGCCGGCACACACAGUUUUCUGAGAUUGCCAAGACUCUGAAAAAUACUGAAAGCCUGAAAAUUUGUCACCGUUGUCGCUCUCCUGCAAAAUAUGAUUCUCACCUACAAAGGGCAGUGUGUAUCCGUGAAAGCUGUGGUUUUGACUUUUGCACCAAGUGCUUGUGCAGCUAUCACAAUGCCAAGGACUGCACAAGUGAAAAGCCUGUGAAACCAGCUUCCAAACAAGGGCCCCUUCCUGGUACCAAAAAAAGCAAGCAGAACUUGAGAAGAUUAUGAUUUGUG